CUUUAUUCACUAUUCUUAUCCACAUAUCACCAACCAGUCUCUGUACCGUUUACCUCCCCUCCCCUCCCCGACUUGUCUCCACCUGCCAUUUUUUUGCGCUUUCUUAUGUUUCCACCUAACGCACACCAGCCUCCUAUACUAAUCGUCUCCCGUAAUCUUGGUCUCGAUGCAGAGGGUUAAUGUUAAACAUUGACCAUCCCUCUGCCUAACCUGCUGAGUUCUUAAACUAGUUUAUGUAUUGCUCUAGAUUCUGGCAUCUGCAGUCUCUCGUGUCUCUAUCAAUAUUCAGGUGAGAGACUGAAGUUCUAGAUAGGCUCUCUGACAUGUGUAAAUCCUGGUAGAUACAGUACGUUCACUGUAGAUAACUGAUGCAUUGGACUGCAUGACACGGAAACAUUGUAUUACUGUGUGAUACUGGGCUUUCCUACUCUGCCACAUAGGUACAGAGCUUCCACUAUCUACAUGGGUACGGUACUUAUGUGUGCAGGUAUAUCAUACUGGAUUCAUGUGAGUUACUGUAAUUCUUGCCAUAUGACACUGGUAUAAACCUGUUUGACUCUACAAUAUCGGUUCUGUAAUGGAUACUGUUCUAUCCCUGACACAGAGGGUUGAUGGGUACACAUGUUCACCAUAUUACAGGACUUCAUACUGGUGUAUGCAAUUUUAAGUAUAAGUAUUAUAGUACUGGUGAUGUACAACACCAGGCUACAGUGUGGUUAGUCGAGAUCUUCCCAUCAAAGCUUAUCAGGGCUGGUCCUGCAGAAAGAUAUGUUUUAAUUUGCAAUCAAAUACAUUCUUAUGUGCAUAAUCAGUUACUUUUGGUAAAUCUAUACUUGGAAUGAGAAGUCAUCAAUAUUAUCAUAGCUUGCAGGUACACAAAAUUGCUGGAGAAACUCAGUGGGUGCAGCAGCAUCUAUGGAGUGAAGGAAAUAGGCGACGUUUCGGGCCGAAACCCUUCUUCAGGCUCUCAUAGCUUGCAUCAAGACUGUAUGUCCAUUUUCAGUAAAUAUGUUAUCGACAAGAUCAAUUGUCCAUUUAGCCCCUCGGAUACGCUUCACUGUUCAGCUAGAUCCAGCCUAAUAUAUAAAUCAACCAUUUACCCACCUAAGAUUUGUUUGGGCAGUGUUGGCCUCCUGACAGAGCUGCUGGCAAGUUUCCAAAAUACUUCAAAGUCGAGUCUAGUCUGAUGUGCAAAGUCUUCUCUGUGGUCUGUUGGCAGAACGCCCUCAGGCAUUCCGCAGGGAGACAUUCUGAGCCUUUGUUUGAAGUCUAGCUGUUGAGAUUGCUUGGAUUCCAUGGUAUGUUUCGCAUUGCGGUUUUAAUGGCAGAAGGCCAGCUUGCUGUCCCUUUGCAGUCAUGAGUAAGUGGGCACAACAAUUGAGGUGAAAAAUCAAAUCUUUGAACUCUUUACCAUAACAUAACGGCGGCACAAUAAAACACAGACAAUGGUGGAUACGACGCAGAUAAUGGUGGAUCUAUUUUUGUACUGUCUCAAGGAGCUUCAAAGAGGUGUUUGUAUACAAAAUGACAUUGAGCCAACACUUGAUCAAAAAGAUAGGUUUAUAGAGCCGUAAUAGGGUGGGGGAAAAAGGUGGAGCGGUUAGGCUGGAUAUUCCAGAGUGCCUUUAGCAGCUGAGGGCGCUGUAGACAGUGGUGACUAUUAGAAAUCUGGGAUAUACAAGAAUAUUGAGAGGGGCACCGUGAUAAUGUUGUGUUUGCAAGAGAUUGGGGUGUCUAAAGUAUGGACUUUGCAUUCUGAAUGUUGCGUUGAACAUUAAUAUGAAGUUCCUGCAGCUGAAGGAAGUUUGCUGGCAUCUGCUAAUGAUGGGACAAGACAAACAAAUCUGCUCCCAUUGUGGAUGUGCUUUCCUUCACUUCUCACUUGCUUCUCUUGAGCAUUUAUCUGACUUUGAGUUAACCUAUUUUGCAUCUUCUCUUUCACAGGUCUGGAACAUCAAGCAGAUGAUCAAAUUAACUCAGGAGCACAUUGAAGCCUUGUUGGACAAGUUUGGGGGAGAUCAUAACCCACCUUCUAUCUAUUUGGAGGCAUAUGAAGAGUACACAAGCAAGCUGGAUGCAUUGCAACAGCGUGAACAGCAAUUGUUGGAGUUGGAGUCCAUCGGCAAUGGCACGGAGUUCCCAAACACUAACCCCACCAACACGGAGUUGUUGGAGCCCUGCACUCACCUUUCUGUCACUCGGAACUCUCCAUGUCUGUUACCAAACCCAAAUGACAGUUCAAUGGUCAACCCCAAAUCGCCUCAGAAACCCAUCGUUCGAGUCUUUCUGCCCAACAAGCAGAGGACAGUGGUUCCAGCACGAUGUGGGGUGACAGUGCGAGACAGCCUGAAGAAAGCUCUGAUGAUGAGGGGACUGACGACAGACUGCUGUGCAGUCUACAGAACACAGGAUGGGGAGAAGAAGCCAAUCGGUUGGGACACAGAUAUGUCUUGGCUUACGGGAGAGGAGUUGCAAGUGGAGGUGCUGGAGCACGUUCCGCUCACCACACACAACUUUGUUCGAAAGACUUUUUUCACACUGGCGUUCUGCGAUUUUUGCCGUAAAUUGCUGUUUCAGGGUUUUCGUUGUCAGACAUGUGGGUACAAGUUCCACCAACGCUGUAGCACAGAGGUGCCCCUCAUGUGUGUGAAUAUUGACCAGCUAGAUUUGCUAAUUCUUUCACGAAUCUAUGAGAACCAUCCAAUUACCCAAGAUGAUGUGUCAUCCAUAGGAACACCACCUGGCUCAGGGAUGUAUCCUUCAGUCCCAACCUCCGACUCCACAGGGUCCCUUUCCCACCCCAUCACCUCCCCAACAAAAUCAAUUCCAAUCCCACAGCCUUUCAGACCUGGGGAAGAAGACCAACGGAAUCAGUUUGGACAGAGGGACAGAUCAUCCUCUGCUCCAAAUGUACAUCUCAACACAAUCGAGCAGGUCAAUAUUGAUGGUCUGAUCCGAGACCAGGAUCUACAGCGAGGUGAUGGAGGCCCCUUGACGCAGCCGGUCAGGUGCCUCAGGAAAUACCGCUCUCGGACUCCCAGCCCUUUGUUGCAAUCUUACCCCAAUGACAUUGUCUUUGAUUUUGAGCCUGGUCCCGUGUUCAGAGGGUCCACAGCAGGGCUUUCUGCCACACCACCUGCUUCACUGCCUGGAUCUCUGUCCAGUGUGAAAACAUUGCAGAAGUCACCUGGCACACAGCCUCGAGAGAGGAAGUCAUCAUCAUCUGAGGACCGGAAUAAGAUGAAAACUAUAGGCCGAAGAGACUCCAGUGACGACUGGGAGAUUUCUAACGGACAGAUCACACAAGGCCAAAGGAUAGGAUCAGGCUCAUUUGGAACAGUAUAUAAAGGAAAAUGGCAUGGUGACGUUGCAGUGAAGAUGCUUAAUGUUACAGCUCCAACACCUCAACAGCUACAAGCCUUUAAAAAUGAAGUAGGAGUUCUCAGGAAAACUCGGCAUGUGAACAUCCUUUUAUUCAUGGGUUACACCACGACUCCGCAGCUUGCCAUCGUGACACAGUGGUGUGAGGGUUCCAGUCUGUACCACCACCUUCACAUCAUUGAGACCAAGUUUGAGAUGAUUAAGCUAAUUGAUAUUGCCCGCCAGACUGCACAGGGCAUGGACUACCUGCAUGCAAAAUCCAUAAUUCACAGAGAUCUGAAGAGUAAUAAUAUUUUUUUACAUGAAGAUCUAACAGUUAAGAUUGGAGAUUUCGGGUUGGCGACAGUGAAAUCCCGAUGGAGUGGGUCGCAUCAAUUUGAACAGCUGUCUGGUUCUAUCCUUUGGAUGGCCCCUGAGGUGAUUCGAAUGCAAGAUAAGAACCCCUAUAGUUUCCAGUCUGAUGUCUACGCCUUUGGGGUGGUUCUGUAUGAGUUAAUGAGCGGACAGUUACCCUAUUCCAACAUAAAUAACCGUGAUCAGAUAAUCUUCAUGGUUGGCAGAGGUUACCUGACCCCUGACCUCAGCAAGGUGCGCAAUAACUGUCCAAAGGCAAUGAAGCGGUUAAUGGCAGAUUGUCUGAAAAAGAAACGGGAUGAAAGGCCUCUGUUCCCUCAGAUUCUCGCUUCUAUUGAGCUGCUGGCCAGGUCCUUGCCAAAGAUUCACCGCAGUGCGUCAGAGCCCUCACUCAAUCGUGCCGGCUUCCAGACCGAGGACUUCAGUCUGUAUACCUGCGCUUCCCCAAAGACGCCCAUCCAGGCUGGAGGAUAUGGAGAGUUUACUGCAUUCAAAUAGAUGGUUCAUCAUUUAUCACCAUCGAAGCAGGUGUCUGCCAUCACGUCUUGUGUCCUUCCAGUUGUUCUGGGGUUUAAUCUGCAAAACAGAAACUACAGCUGCUGAUGGAGCUGCCUGAGCCACAUUUGUACCAUUUUAAAGACACAUUCUGCCGCCAGUUUCUGCCAAGCUGUAGUUUUGAAGUUAUUGACUCUGAAUGCGAGUUCCCUUUUAACCAGCGAUAGAAGCUGAAAGUGUUGAUCAUCUCCCUCGAGGAAGGACAAAAUGGCUUCUUCGGACACUGCUGGGGUGAACGUUGUGGUGAGAGGGCAGGGGUCAGUGGUGAGGAAGAAUCGUUGGAGCUUGAAGGCCAGAGGACGUUAAUGGUGGAGCGUGAUUCUUCUAGGAGAUUGUACACCUGCAUCCUCUCAUUGCCUCUCUGCCCCAGGCGUGGUUGUGCAAUAACCUUAUUUAUGACUGAGUGAGAGCUGUUACAGGUGGAUGGGGCUUUAGUCCGGUGACUCAAUUGGCCCAUGUCCCUCUGUCACAGAGGGCAGGGUGCAGAGAUACGCAUUGAUACUGAGCCAGCGUUUAUUUAUAUACAUUUUUAAUUUAUUUGUUUUAUUAUCCCCUCUGCUCAUGAGUUCUCCCACUGAUGUCUUUGUUCUCAUUCCCUACACAGGGUCUUUGCAGUCGGCCGGUGAUUUGAAUGGUUGUGAGUGGAGUUUGGUUAAUGUUAUUGUUUACCCUUAAAAGAUGUUUUCCGCUAUUCCUGGUGCUUAUUUUGCAUGGUGGAGGAAAGUUACUUGUCUUACCCGUGGAGUGGGAUUUAAUACUAGAACAGGAUUGAACUGUGAAACAGAUUCUAAAUGCACACCAAGGGUUUGGGAGAGUAUAAGGGCAACACAUCAAUGUCAAAUCCUAGCCAGAGGUGUCAGUGCUCCUGAUCAGAGAGUAAAUGGGUCAGGGAGGUAACUCCUGUGGGCACUGGAAUAGCUACACAGUAGGGAAGGUGGGAGCAAUGCUGGGGUAGGGUGGGGCUUUGCUGUAAAGUAGCCCAGAGAUGCUCUGCAGUAUGGCAGCCCGAGGAGAAGGUGAAUGGCUCUGCUACCAACUGGUUUCUUGCUGCCAUUUAAAAUCAUUGCUUUCUAGAACUGGUGAUAUUAUAGAAGACCUCACCCAUGAUCACAAUGUGGGUAAUAUUAAUCAGAUGGGGUGAGGUUGCUACCAAUAUUUCAGAAUAUUUAGGGUCACUUGCAAUGUUGAUGUUGCCUUCAUAAGUUGAAGAGCUAGGCCCUUGAGAGUCUUGCCUCAGACCCUAGGCCUGACCUAAGCACUCGAGUCAGGAGUUUGGGUGUGGAAGAGCAGGUGCUUUCUUGCAGGCACAGUAGCUCAUUACCAAGGCUGAAAGAGAUGUGUUAUCUGAAAAGUGCAAACACAGCAUAAUCAUGUAUUUGAGUUUAAGCUUACAAAUUCACACUAAGCAUUCCGUUUACUCCCACUGGUUGUUGAGUCUCAGAACAGUGAGAUUCAAAACCCAAACAGGGACCACUGUCUUUUUUAACCAUCCUUGCAUACGAUUCAAACACAUUUUAAAUUGAGCAAAACCUAUUUACCCUAAUAACUACUUUGUUUUUGUUUGCAUUCUAUUCUCCAUUGCUGCCUCCCUCCACCUGACCCCUUUCAAUGUGAUUUAAACCUGAAUACAGUUUUAUUCCGUCGUCGUGUUAGAACCAAGCUUGGAUUGUGAUGUUUGUUUAGCCUUCAGGCAUGGAGUGCCAUCAUUUCCAGCUUGGUUCAGCGGAACCAGCUCCCUUCACGGUGCUGCUCCUGCAUGGCAAUUUGCCAGCCGCACAAGCAGACUGAUGAAAAUGCUCAUUCCAUUAGGCAAGGACAGAUGAUUGGUGUUAUUCAGGUGUGCCAUGGGAGUUUGACUUUGGCACCACAAGAGUCAGUUGCAACCAUUCCAAUAACACACUUAAGCAAUAGUUUGAUUUAGUUAUUUUUCAAACUGGUUUUAUUUCUAUUUAAGUUUAAAGAAACAUUCCUCACUACAAGAAUAGAUUUUAAGGUACAAUGCAGUUUGUGAAGGCAUGGAGCUUUCAAACUGUACUCUUCACUUGGGCACUGCUACAUUUAGAAUUGGAUUUCUGAAGUUGUGACUUCUACAGUUCUGACUGUAUAGACUGGGGGUGAGGAUCUUUACUUUGCCUACAAUGACUGGGCUUUGCACUAUGUUACUAAGUUGAGAAGCUGUGCAUUUGGAUCACCAGUAGGCUCCCCAACUUAGUUUCCUCAUGGACCGGGAAUAUCACAAGACCAGGCUGAAAGGGCCUUUCAUAUUAAACUAAACAGGUGAUACAGAUGGCGUAACCUCUUACAAGUGGUGUAUUACUAGUAAAUAUUCAGCAUCUGCUGGUAACACACCAGAGUUAAGGGGCUAGGCAAGGUGUCCAUAUCAUCAGCUUGCCCUCAUGCAGAGUGCCAAAGUGCAAGCAAAUGAAAUAUCAAAGGAUACUAUUUAACAUUUUGGGUGGGGUACCAGUGUGUGGAAGAAGGGCAUGUGCUUUCUUGCAACCUUUUGGAAAGGCUUGCAGACAACAGGUUGAAAGAGAUGGUCACCACAUCAUCACACGUUUGAGUUACUAGGCUUACAAAUUCACACUAAGCAUUCCAGUUAUGGCCACCAGCUUUUGAUGUCUCCAGGUGCUCAGCCUCUGCUUCAGCUUACAGCUUUAACUUUAGUGUGAUGUGUACCCACCAGAGUUUAAGGUCAAGAUAAUGUAGGAAUCCGAGUCAAUGUUAACAGCACUUGAGGACUUUAUCCUUUCAUCUGUUAGAGAAGCAGAAGCUAAAUACCAUCUCUCCCUCGAGUUGUGGCAUCUAAAGGCCAACUCUUAGAGGGAACUAAGGGUGAAGAAUGUACUGUGAAAUUAAUGUUGUUGGUUUACAUUAAAUAAUUUUUAGCUGCAGCUACAUAAAUCAUGCAGGUGUUGGCCAUUGGUCCAGUGCCUGCACUAACCAAGAUUUUCUGCUUUGCCCUCAGCCCUGACCUUGCCAGAGAUGGCUUUCCUUAUCAUCUUUGUACAUUACCUUUUAAUUCAUUACCCUUGUGGACUGCAGCCAGUGGCUCAUCCCAUUAAGGAGCCAACACCAAUGCAUUUUUUCCCCAGAAUGCAGCAGGCCCCUACUUAGAAAGUACUGUUGUCCCCAUUCAUGUUUUGUUUAUAAAUUAGGAAAAGCAAAGCUUCAAGUGGUCACUGUCUUUCCCCCUUUGGAGAGGUGUGAAGACAGUUACAGUGCAUUCCCACCAAUCCUUCCCCUUGGUUUAUUUUCUGUAAAUUUGUACAGUGGAAUAUAUUGUCAGUUUGCUAUAGAGCAUGGAUACAAAGUUUUGAUAGAUAAUUCAAAAACCUUGUGUAAAGUUAUUUAAGAUUGUAUUAUAAAAGUUAUAUGUAUGUGAAUAUGGAAAACAUGCUAUAAUAAAGGACCUGCAUGGA
Leucoraja erinaceus (little skate) is the source of this 7712-nucleotide messenger RNA. RefSeq names its product B-Raf proto-oncogene, serine/threonine kinase (gene braf). Bases 1780 to 4233 code for a protein of 817 amino acids. The record is from RefSeq and is a predicted model, not a curated record. Gene Ontology annotation, cellular component: mitochondrion; cytosol; plasma membrane. Gene Ontology annotation, molecular function: ATP binding; protein kinase activity. The transcript has 19 exons. Lineage: Eukaryota; Metazoa; Chordata; Chondrichthyes; Rajiformes; Rajidae. Gene Ontology annotation, biological process: protein phosphorylation; signal transduction.